ACGCCCACCCAAGUCCGGCUCGCCGCUACCGUGUUCGCCGCCCGCCAUGCUCAGGGGCAUGCGCCGGUGGAGCCCCGGCGCCCGCGCCUUCUCCGCGGCGCCGGCCGCGCGGGCCACCGUGCCGGUCGCGCACCUCGCCCCGCUCCCGGCGUCCCUGCCGGAGUCCGGCUACACCGUCACCCCGCCGCUCCAGCCCUGGCCGCGCCGCCUCACCGCGCGCUCGCUCGCCCGCCUCCUCCUCCUCCGCGCGCCCACGCCCGACGCCGCGGUCCUCGCCCUCCGCCACGCGCUCUUCCACGCCGCCCCUCCGCUGCCGCCCUCGCUCCCGGUCUUCGCCGCGGCACUCUCCCGCCUCGCCCGCGCCGCCGCCUCCGACGCCGGCGCCGCGGCGCGACUCCUGCCCCCCGUCCUCUCCUUGCUCCGCGCCGCACGCCUCCCGGCCUUCUCCGACCGCCCCUUCCUGCCGCUCCUCCGCGCGCUCCGCGCGCUCCCCUCCCUCCGCCUCUUCCUCUCGCUCCCGUCCUUCAACUCCCACCCCUCCGUCCGCUCCUUCAACGCGCUCCUCCACUCCCUCGUCUCCGCGCGCCGCCUCCGCCUCGCCGCCGCGCUCUUCCGCGCUGCGCGAACCAAGCUCUACAUCACGCCCAACCUCGUCUCCUGCAACAUCCUGCUCAAGGGGCUCGUUGGCGUCGGUGACCUCGAUGCUGCACUAAAGGUGCUCGACGAAAUGACUGGGUGGGGGAUCGUCCCGGAUGUCGUCACCUACACCACGGUUCUCACUGCCUACUGCGGCAAAGGGGAUCUUGAAGGUGCACAGAAGCUCGUUGAUGAUACUAUUGCCAGCGGGCGUAGGCCGGAUGCUACAAUGUACACUGUGCUCAUAGAUGGGUACUGCAUGCGUGGGAGGCUACAAGAUGCAGCUAGGAUAAUGGAUGAGAUGGAAGCUGCUGGGGUGCUGCCGAAUGAGGUUACAUACUCUGUCGUGAUUGAGGCGUGCUGCAAGGAAGGAAAAUCUGCGGAGGCACGUGAUCUGAUGAGGGAAAUGCUAGGUGCAGGGUAUGUCCCGGACACACCACUGUGUGCUAAAGUAGUUGAUGCGAUAUGCCAGGAUGGAAAGGCAAGGGAGGCAUAUGAGAUGUGGAGAUGGAUGGUGAAGAAGAACGUCCCACCAGAUAACGCCAUCACGAGCACAUUGAUCUACUGGUUAUGCAAGAAUGGCAUGGUUCAGGAGGCGAGGAAGCUGUUCGAUGAGCUUGAGAAGGGGCUCGUGCCAAGCUUGUUGGCGUGUAACUCACUUAUUCUAGGAUUAUGCGAGAAUGGAGAGUUACAGGAGGCUGGGAGGGUGUGGGAUGACAUGGUCGAACGGCGAUAUGAACCAAAUGCAAUGACUUAUGAGGCUUUGAUCAAGGGUUUCUGCAAAAUGGGCAAGUCAAAUGAAGGUGCUGCACUGUUUAAGGAGAUGGUGGCCAAAGGAUGCACUCCAAGCAAGUUUAUUUACCAAGUAUUGGUUGAUAGCCUUUCUGAGCCAAGUUAUGAUGAUACUUUUUGCACUAUUGUUGAAGCUGCAGUUUUAAGUGGUCACAAUUUCUUGGAUGCUGAAUCGUGGGAAAUAUUUAUAAAAAAAGUGUUAGAUACAAAUGAAUCUUGGACAAAGCAUCUCGAUUUGGUGCUAACUAUGUAGCCACAAAGAAUUCAUAUCAUAGCUGGAAGCCUGGAACUUCUUAUUUGUUCUGAUACUUUUUCUCGUGAAAAUUAUAUCAUUGGACUUCUUCAGAAAAUUAAUCAGACGUGCACCCGAUCCCGGCGCUGCACCAGCCUCCCAACAUCGAGCCCCAUGAGCUGCUGCGCGGUGGCGCGCGAGCACUGGCAGGAGGUCGGCGCGGUGCAGGAGGACCAGGGAGCAGGGAGCCGCGCGGGGCGGGUCUAGGCUGCUGAGCAUGCGGGGGCAGCGAGGGGCGCGCGGCACGCGUGUGGAAUGAGCAGUGCGGAGCUCGAAUGGACUAGGUGCGGCGCGGUCCAGCUGCUCCCAUGCCCGUCCUGCCGUCCUGCUAUUUAGUCGCACCCCGCUGCCGCAUCCUCAACUCACCCUCGUCCAGCCGCCCUGGAGACAACCUACACGGAUGGAGCCUACUAGCUUAGCAAGAACAGGCUACUGUUUUCAUUACACCUGUUUAGAUAACGAUGGCAUUCUUAUCGAGAUUUUAACCUACACCUCGUGCUGCUGCAGAUCAAAAGAGAAAUUAAAAUCCUUCAGAAUCUUGGUGGAGGCCCUAAUAUUGUGAAGCUGCUUGAUAUUGUUAGACCAGCACUCAAAAACACCUAGUGUGAUCUUUGAAUAUGUCAACAACACAGAUUUCAAAGUGCUUUACCCAACAUUGACAGAUUAUGACAUUCGCUAUUACAUCUACGAGUUAUUCAAGGCAUUAGAUUACUGUCAUUCACAAGGCAUUAUGCACCGAGAUGUGAAGCCUCACAAUGUUAUGAUAGAUCAUGAGCUUCGUAUUUUAUUGUUGACCAUAUGCUGCCAUCAUAUAUAUGGCCAUGACAGCCACGAUCAGCUUGUUAAGAUUGCUUAGGUACUUGGAGCAGAAUGGACUGAAUGCUUAUUUGAACAUGCACAGAAUUGAGCUUGACCCUCAGCUUGAAGCCCUCAUCGGAAGGUGCACCCUUAAUUCCAACAAUGGAGAGCUGUAGAGAACAGCAGGACGCGCGUAUAUAUAUAACUGAAUCAUCAGCUGGGCUCUAUCAAUCUUCAGCUGUAUAAUAGCGGUUGGGUCACUUGACGGAAACAAAAGAUUAUGAGGGAGCCUCUGUUGUAGUCUGUCUUUAACUACAUUGACAAGGAACACAAAUUUAUUCAGAUUAUGAGCUUGAGAUGUGAUUGCGAACAUUAUUUUCAUGUAAGGUGUUUGCCAUAAAAGGUUAUCUGUUGGCAGAUUGUACCACUGUAUUAUUGAGCUUGUAAAGAAUUACCAACCAUUUGUUUGGACCCCA
Panicum virgatum (switchgrass) is the source of this 2994-nucleotide messenger RNA. Its product is annotated as pentatricopeptide repeat-containing protein At5g16420, mitochondrial-like. NCBI's taxonomy places the organism in Eukaryota, Viridiplantae, Streptophyta, Magnoliopsida, Poales, Poaceae. Gene Ontology annotation, molecular function: protein binding. Bases 47 to 1681 code for a protein of 544 amino acids. The transcript is spliced from 5 exons. The record is from RefSeq and is a predicted model, not a curated record.